UGAGCUUCUCUAUUUCUGAUUCUCUGAUCAAUAAUUAACAUUAAAGCUCCCUUAUGAAGCAGCAACUCACAGCAGAUCCUCUCAGUUCCUCUCAGACAUGUCGGCGUCUACGUCUAUAGCUACAGCAGCGGGCGGUAUGCUCGUGGUCACCCAUGUGAUCCCGGCACCUCAGGGUGCUGCAACACAAAAUUCUGCAGAGAAGAGGAACCACCGGCGCCGGGAACAACUGCUGGCCCUCGGGACGGUGCAGAUCAUGAUCGGCGUGGCCGUCUUUCUCUUUGAGCUCGCCAUGAUUCCACAUACAGAUUCUCUGGGGAUGUACUCUGGCGCUUUCGUCUGGGCACCGCUGUUUGACAUCUUGUCUGGAUCUCUGAUAGUGUCUGCUGGGACAUCGGUGAACAAAUGUCGGCUGAAUGGAGGUGUGGGAUUCAGCAUUGUUGCUGCUGUUGCUUCUGCUGCUGCUACCUCCAUCUACGUUCUGGAUGCUUACUAUAACGGCACUGCAUACAACUAUUACUAUAACUCCUAUGUGAUUGAGACUCGUGGAGUUUUAGGUGUUUUGGUUGUUUUCUCCUUCCUGGGCUUCAUCGUCUCCAUCUCUGUCCCUGGGCUUGGCUGCAAUGCUUCACCUCAGUCAUCAGAACCGCAGCUGAUCAUCAUGACCAACCAAUCACAUGAAGCGGCUUCCCAGACGCCAGCGACGGCGCCCACACAGGGGGCCCUGCCCACGUACGAGGCCCCGCCCAUCCCAGAGACUCCGCCCCCUUCAGAGAGCGACUACGAGACCGUGAAGCCUCAGGAAUACAACACAGAGAUAGUCUGACCACGCCUCCUCCCCCAAGCCCCGCCUCCUCCACCUGACCCCGCCUCCUCCACCAAGCCCCACCUCC
Messenger RNA from Sander lucioperca (pikeperch), 890 nucleotides. Its product is annotated as membrane-spanning 4-domains subfamily A member 18-like. Bases 98 to 823 code for a protein of 241 amino acids. The transcript is spliced from 7 exons. The record is from RefSeq and is a predicted model, not a curated record. NCBI's taxonomy places the organism in Eukaryota, Metazoa, Chordata, Actinopteri, Perciformes, Percidae. Gene Ontology annotation, cellular component: membrane.